UCUCUCUCUCUCUCGCGUCGAACUCUUUUCCUCGCUCUCAAAUUCCUUUCCUCUAUCAAAUCGUCGGCAUUGUCUACCUUUCCGAUCUAGCUCUUUCACCAUUCGAAAUCUCCGGCGACAAGCCUGAUCUCAAGAUCUGGUUGCAAUUUCGUUUGAUCUGAUCGAUUCGUUCGCGUUUUGAUUAGCCGUGAUUCGUCGGUGCAAGCUGUGAAAAUGCCGGUGGAGGUGGAGAGAGACCAAGGAGAGGUGUCGGUGAAGGUUGAUAUGGAGAAUGCGGCUGAGAACAAACAGGAGGUGGUAGCUCCGGCCUCCAAAGAGGACGUUGGGGAUGAGAUCAGCCGUGGCGGCAACAAUGGCAACGGCAACGGCAACGGUGGCGGAAACGAGAAGGAGGAUACGGAUGGUUCCUACGUUUUCGUUACGGAGAACGAUACCGUGGGAGAUGAUCCCGUCGUGUCUGAUUCUGUUGAGGCGGUUGAUGAUGCCAUUGUGGAGAAAGAUCUUAAGGAGGGAGAGGUUCUGAGUCCUGAGGAAGGUAAGGUGGAGGCUACAAGUAGUCAAACCGUGGAAAGCUCUGGAGAAGAGAAGGCAGUUCAUGGACCAGAGGAAGUCGUUGAGAUCCCAAAGUCAGAAACCGAGGAUCUUCUUGAGAAAAGUGUGGAUCAAGAGAAUCCUGGUAAUGGGCAUCUUGAAAUUGGGCUUGAUGGUAAAGUGGAAUCUAUUGAGGAAGUGGAUCAAGAUUCUGAAGUUGGAUCCAGGGAUAUUCCAGAGAAUAAUGCGGAGGAUCCUGCGGAUUUGCAGGGAAAGCCUGAAGAUAAAGUCGAAUCUGAGAUUAAAACAGAUGUGGAGGGGCAUCAAGGGGAUAUGACUGAAGCUCGAGAAAAAUCUGAUCUGGACUUAGAUAUGGUGGAAGCUCAAGAAAAAUCUGAUCUGGAUGUAGAUGUCUCUGAAGAUCUUCAACAUAACGAGGACGUAGCAAAGCCUUCCCUAGGUGAUUCAGAUGAGCGAAGUGAGUCUGAGGUUUCUCCAACUGACCACAGUGAUGGAGGCAUGGGUCUGGAACAACCUACGCUAACAGAUCCAGCUGAUACCGUUAAUGGAUCUGAAACUGUGAAUGAUCGCACUGGAUCUGAAUCUGUAGCAGUUUUGGAACCUGUUUCUGCUGAGAACGGUCACCCUCAGUUAGAAUCAGAAGUUGAGAAAACAGGUGAUGCCUCAUUCACUUCAGAGGCGGAAAAAGUCAAUGCUCCUGAUGGUGAUGUGUUGCCAGAAUCUGGAACCGUGGAGGUUGGUGUAUCAGAGGUAAGUACUGACGUCCCGAAUGAUAGUCAAACUCUCACUGACGUCAGCUUGGAAUCCCACACAUCUGGCGAAGUUGGUGUUGUUGAAAAUGGUAAUAGCAACCCAGAAUCUGAAGCGAUUCAGGACAGUGCUUUUGUUGACAACAGCAAGGUGCAAUCUGAAGCUGGAGCUGUUGAAGCUUCUGUUUCUGAUGAGAGUAUCACUACUCAUCAAGAAUCUCAAGAUGCCAGCGAACCUGCUUGUGAUGAAGAUGGAAAACAACAGAUAGCAUCUGAAGUUACGGAAGUUCUUGAUGCCCCUGCUUCAGAAGAAAGCAGUGAUGCUGUCAUUGUUUCCAAAGAUAGUGUUCUGGUAGCUCCCGUUUCUGAUGACUCAUCUUGUACUAACCAGCAGGAAUCAGAACGUGGUGUGAUAUCUGGGAUUGUUGAAAAACUUCCAUCCCAUGAGCUACAUGAAGAUGCAACUUCUGUCAAUAAUCCAAGUGUAAAUCUAAACGAUGACACCAGAAGUCAAGGUUUCUCAGAGGAUCAUGGUGUUGUUACGAACCAGAAGAUCCAAGACGAUAGCAGUGUUCAGUCAAAAGAAGUUACCGACGUGAAUGAAAAACAUGCUCCAGUUGAGAAAGUUCAAGAGAACAACUCCGAAAGGGACUUAGAUACUGGCGGUGAUGUUUGUCUAACCUCUGCUGAGGAAGUGAAAGAGUUACCUGCAGGGGAUCUUUCUGGGAAUGAGAGUGCUGACACCAUCUCUACAAACGUCAAUGGAUCAUCGAACUUGUUGGAUUCCAAAAGCGCAGUCUCUGAGUUGGCAGAAAGCUCAGCAGAAGGACCGGUUGGAGAAACAGGCGCUGUUGCGACGAAAUCUGAAGCUGCGCAACCAGUUAAAGAAAGCACUGAACCACAUGUUGUUACACCCGCUAUUCAAUUUGGUGAAAUAAACAGAGAAGUCCUUUGUGGUUCAGAAGUGAACGUUCCCAUCGCUGUUGAUGUGUGUGAGGAUACACCUUCGGAAGAAGUUCCUGAGAUAAAUGACGCGGACAUAAAAGAUAGAUCUGUGAUGAAACCAGAUGAAGAAGUCGAUUCGAAUACUGAGAGCCUUGACAGCACAAAAGCCCCUCUCGACAACAAUGAUCUAAUAAAGGUAAGUAAAGAGGAUGAUUCGAGGGAGGAAAAAAAUGAGACAGAUGGCGCCACUUCCUCAGUUGCAUCUGAUACCAAACAUACAGGAGCUACAGACUGCGUGGAAAGCCAACAUGUUGAAAUCAAAGGAGGAGAUGCUGCUAAAACAGAUGAUAAAGCAGAAGGUUCAGCGCUUGAUGCUUCUGAAGGAAACACUGUAGCGGCAGAGAUAGAGAAAAGACCAUUCUACUUUCUGCCUAGAGUUCCAAGAUAUGAUGACGAGAAGUUAGCUGAGCAACUCAAGCAUGCUGAAGCGCAGGUUGAUCAAAAAACACAGAGUCGGGAUGCUCUUAGAGAGGACAUCCAAAAGAUACGCGCAACAUGCAAGGACUAUGAUAUCAGUUACAAGGCGGCCAUGGCAGAAGAGAGAUCUGCAAGAAAAGCAAUGCAUUCAAAACGGCAGGAAAUUGAGGCCCUUCAGUCUGUGAUUAGCCGGGUUAAGAGUGCUGCCUCUGUUGACGAUAUUGAUUCAAGGGUGAAUAAUAUGGAACACAUGAUACAACACGAAACUCUAUCUCUGAGUGAAGAAAAAGGAUACAUUCGGGAAAUAAAGCAGCUGAAGCAACUCCGUGGUCAGAUAUCUUCGAGUAUGGGUACCAAGGAUGAAGUUAAGCAAGCAUUAGAUGACAAAGAGAAAACGGAAGAGCGUUUGAAGAUGUUGAGAAAGGAACUUGACGCCCUCAGAAACGAUCUCUCAAAAGUCGAAGCAGUCACAAAAGCUGCUAAGAAAAAGUGUGAUGAGGAAUGGGAAGUGCAGAAUAAACUGCAACAACAGUUCAGAGCUGCUGAUGCCGUUCGCCAGGAAGCAUUUGUGCACCUACAAGAUUUGAAGAAACAACAACGAGAAAAGAACAAAUAUUUCUUCAAGUAUAGAGAUGAUUCAAGGGCAGCCAAUGAAAUGGCUUUGAAGAAAGACAGGGCAGCCCUGCAAAGCCUUUGCUCUGACCAGGUGGAGAAUUUCAUGAAUAUGUGGAACAACAACGAAGAGUUCCGUAGCUAUUAUGUAAGAUGCAACACAAGGAGUACGUUAAGAAGAUUAGGAACACUAGAUGGACGAUCUCUUGGCCCUGAUGAGGAACCACCCCGGAUCACUUAUGCUGCAAGAACGGACAAAUUUAGAACUGUGAGUGACAGGGCAGAGAAACAUGAGACAGCUCCACCAGUUUUAGCAAAAGAAGAGAAGGUCGUUAAAUUUGAAGGUUCAAAAGUUGAAAACAAUGGAAAGGAUAUUCCAAAACCGGCUGAACAGAAGAACCAGACCACGAAACCUAAGAAGGCCGUCAAACCAGACCAGCCUCUACAAAUUGUCAAGGAAUUGGUGUCUGCAAAAGAGGAGAUAGAGAAGUCAGCAACAAAGGAAGAAGAAGAAGAGACACCUAAGUUGACCAAAGAGGAAGAGGAACAGAUUAAGAAAGAAGAGGAGAAGAGGAAACAAAAGGAAGCAGCGAAGAUGAAGGAGCAGCAUCGCUUGGAGGAAAUAGCCAAAGCGAAAGAGGCAAUGGAGAGGAAGAAGAAGAGAGAAGAAAAAGCAAAAGCAAGAGCUGCUCUUAAGGCUCAGAAGGAGGCUGAAGAAAAGGAAAAGGAACGAGAAAAGAAACUAAGGAAGAAGGAGAGAAGAAAGGGAGUUAUUACAUCAGAAGAGACACCAGAAAACCCAACUGAGACAUCAGAAGCUGUAAUCGAAACUCCAAGGGAGAUUGAUAUUCCAAAGAAACAAACCGCUGAGGAGAGCCAACAAAUCAAGAAGUCCCACAAAGCAUCAUCACAGUUUCUCAAACAAAACAAGUCGAAAUCUAUUCCACUACCUUUGAGGAACCGAGGAAGCAAGAAAAAACUGAAGCAGUGGAUGUGGAUUGGACUCAUAGUUCUGGUCGCCCUCGCAUUGUUCCUUCUCGGUAACGCAAAUCUCUCCUUCUCUCCCGAAAAUCUAUGGUUUAUAUAAAAAAAGAGAAAUGAUGAAAGUGGCACUCUCUCACACACUUUCCCUUCGUGCUUUUCUAUAGUAAGUUUUGUUUGGAUCCUCAUCUUUAAUUAGUUUGGGUUGUGUUUGGUGUUUUCUAUUUAUUUUGUUCUUAAAAGUGGAAGCUCUGAUUCAUUGAUUUCACACAGACAACAGACAUUAGAUUGGUUUUGCUUGCUUGGUAUUGUCUAAGAAACACGACUUUAAGUUUUGUUUUUAUACCAUAAUAUAUUAUUAUAGCAAUAAUGUCUUCUCUUC
Molecule: messenger RNA, 4698 nt
Organism: Brassica napus (rape)
Lineage: Eukaryota; Viridiplantae; Streptophyta; Magnoliopsida; Brassicales; Brassicaceae
Product: dentin sialophosphoprotein
Exons: 9
Coding region: 214-4422 (1402 amino acids)
Source: RefSeq, a predicted model, not a curated record